AUGAACUCCGCUGGGCUCAAGACGUACGGCGAGGGGCGCGCGGGGGCCGGCCCGCUGCCCUUCAGCGUCGAGUCGCUGCUGGAGGCGGAGCGCGGGCUGGACUCGGAGCCCCCGGAGCUCCGGGAGGAGAGGCCACGGGGCGCCGCGGAGCCCUGGGCCUGGUUCCCGCCGGCUGCCCGCUCGUCGUCCCCACGCGCCGCCAGCCCUCCACCCUGCACCCUCCGAAAACACAAGACCAACCGCAAGCCGCGGACGCCCUUCACCACCGCUCAGCUGCUGGUGCUGGAGCGCAAGUUCCGCCAGAAGCAGUACCUGUCCAUCGCAGAGCGCGCGGAGUUCUCCAGCAGCCUGGGCCUCACCGAGACGCAGGUCAAGAUCUGGUUCCAGAACCGCCGCGCCAAGGCGAAGAGGCUGCAGGAGUCUGAGCUGGAGAAGCUGGCGGCCAAGCCGCUGCUGCCUUCGUUUGCCUUGCCCUUCGCCCUGGGCGCGCCCCUGCCCGGGUACGCCGGCGCAGCGGGCUCCCUGCCUCAGGUGCCAGGACUCCUCGCCGCGCCCGUCGCUGCCUACCGCCUGUAUUACCUGUUCUAG
Molecule: messenger RNA, 588 nt
Organism: Odobenus rosmarus divergens (Pacific walrus)
Lineage: Eukaryota; Metazoa; Chordata; Mammalia; Carnivora; Odobenidae
Product: homeobox protein MSX-3-like
Exons: 2
Coding region: 1-588 (195 amino acids)
Biological process (GO): embryonic morphogenesis; regulation of transcription by RNA polymerase II
Cellular component (GO): nucleus
Molecular function (GO): RNA polymerase II transcription regulatory region sequence-specific DNA binding; DNA-binding transcription factor activity, RNA polymerase II-specific
Source: RefSeq, a predicted model, not a curated record